AACAGAAGCUGGGACAAAACAAGAGUUUUGCAUCAAAAUUUUUGCAUCAAUUUCCUGGUCAAAAGAAAAAUUUCUUUUCGAUUUUUUCGUUUAACUUUUUUCUUCUUCUUCAAGUUGAUUAAAAUUUCGUUACAAGCGUCUUUGCCUUUCAAGAUCAAUGCUCAUGGUAAGCGAAAGUUUCAAAGUUGUUCAAUCUUCUGCAUUCUAUCUGCUCAUGUUCAUAUUAUGUUUAUUAUUGUGAUGUUUGCUUUUCACUUUUUCUGUUGAUUCUUUUGUUCACUAUUGUUGUCUUGUGCUGAGUGCAUCUUUAAGCCAUUGUUUGUUUGUAUGUGUCUCUAUUUACUCGCUCAACUAUCAUCACUUGGAAUGGAUCAUGAAAAGUUAAAUAAUACAAAUUAAAUUCAUUCCUAACUUGUUUACUCUCAUCUCAACUUUAUACUGAUAACAAAAAUUUGCAACUCAAAAUGUUUGCUCAGUUGAAAACUUUAUCAUCAUUAACCAUAAUCGCCAUCAUCAACCAAUGUUUAUCUUGCUCCUUGUUUGAUAUCAGUUGAUAACUUUUACUCCAAAUCAACUUUUCCUUUUUUGUUCGUUGUUUAAUACAGAAAAUUUUUAUCCCACGCUUCGUUCCCAUUGGAAUGCAUUAAUGUUUCAAUAUUUUAUUCAUCUUAUUUAUUCAACCUUAAUAAUGCAACAUCAUCAUUUACCUUUUUAAUUCAUCUUUAAUUAAUGACCCAAAGUUGACGUCAACAUAAUUAUUCAAUUCAAGUUUCAAAGUCUUUUCGCUUUUCUGAACUCUUGCUAAUUCGACCAUUUAAUCAGCUUUUAUCGACUCUUUUACUCAACAUAAUGGCAUUGAAGUUGACAGUAGUGCAGCACGACUUUAGUCAAACCUUGAGUGUUGCCUUUCCAAGUUUCAUGUGUUUUUCGUGAAUUUUGUGUGCUUUUGGAAUUUCAAUUUUUGAUUAGAUUUAAAGUUGAGAAAAAUAUUCAAUUCACUUUGAAACGGAAAUCAACAAUUCAACUUGAUAACUCAUUGCCAAUGAUACAGGGAAUGACUGGGAAUGACUGGGAGUGAAUAAUAUUAGUUGAAAAAAUAUUCGUUUUUUCUUCACUUUUUUGCCUGAUUCUCAAUUGGAUUUAAAUUGUGAUUGCACCGCAAUUUGGGAUUUUUUUGCUUCUCUCAACAACGAAUUCGAAAAAACGAAAAAAUCGAAUUUUCCACUUUUUGGAAUGCAAAUUUUCUACAUCAAAUUGUAUUUAUAUUACCAUCUAUUUUAUUACAGCUUUUAUCAUGUUACCUGUUCGGUUCAACCUGAAGCCACAAUGGUUGACGAUGCAAAAUCUUCAGAGAACCGUCCAUGUGCCUCAUCAGAAUUUCGCUGCCACAAAGGAGGCUGCAUUUCCCUUCAGUGGCAUUGUGAUUCAGAUAUCGAUUGUAAAGAUGGUUCUGAUGAACUCGAUUGUGACAAAGUUCCAAUGGAUCAUGUAAAAUGUCCUCCUGGUAAAUAUCGUUGUCGUAAUGGACGAUGCAUCGCUGAAGCCUACCAUUGUGAUGGAGAUAAUGAUUGUGGUGACUGGUCGGAUGAAGAUAAAUGUGAGGGAAAAGUUGAAUGUCAAAGAGGUGAACUUCGCUGUGCUGAUGGAGGUUGCAUCAAUUUUGAUUGGAAAUGUGAUGGUGACAAGGAUUGUGAUGACGGUUCAGAUGAAAAGGAUUGUCCUUCCAGACCUUGUACAGAAGAUCAGUAUCGAUGUCAUUCGGGUCGAUGCAUUCGAGCAGCUUGGCGAUGUGAUGGUGACACUGACUGCAGUGACAACUCGGAUGAAGAAAACUGUGGCUAUCGAACCGAGUGUCUAACUGGACAAUUUAAAUGUGACGAUGGAACUUGCAUCAGUCAAUAUUUUGUUUGCAAUGGAGCGCCCAAUUGUCCGGAUGGAUCCGAUGAAGAUGCCAACAAAACUUGCCUCAGUUCAACUCCUUGCCGUGAAGAUGGUUUCCCUUGUCAACACUUGUGUCUUGCCUCUGACUCGGGUCACCAUUGUGGUUGUAAGCAAGGCUAUGAGUUGGCUCUUGACGGUCACUCUUGCCUUGACAUUGAUGAGUGUGUUGCACGGGAACUUUCAUGUUCCCAGCGAUGUGAAAACUCGGUUCCCGGAUUUCAGUGUUUUUGUGCUCAAGGAUAUACCAUGAGUGAGGACAAGAUUUCAUGCAAGGCAAGUGGACCCGAGCCUUACAUUAUUUUUGCCAAUCGAGUAGAUAUUAGACGGGUGACACUUGAUGCCUCCGAUUACACUGCAAUGGUAAGUGAUCUUCAAAAUGUGAUUGCCUUGGAUUUUCAUUAUCAACGACAAUUGAUUGUCUGGUCUGACAUAACCACGGACACUAUUUAUGUUGCCCACUUGAAUGGCUCUUCAAUCCAACCCAUCAUCUCUUCUGGUCUCGUCUCACCGGGUGGACUGGCUGUUGACUGGUCGGCUGAUAGGCUUUACUGGACCGAUUCGGGGACAGGAAGAAUAGAGUUUGCCAACUUGGAUGGUUCCAUGAGAAAGGUGCUCUUUUGGCGCAACAUUGAAAAACCUCGAGCCAUUGUGGUCAAUCUGGAAGAAUCUUUUCUCUACUGGAUUGACUGGGGUUCACCGCCACGCAUUGAAAGAGCACACUUUGAUGGAUCGGGAAGAGAGUCGAUCAUCUAUACAAGCCUUUUCUGGCCCAAUGGGCUAACCAUCGACUAUCCAGCCAAUCGACUCUAUUGGACUGAUGCAAAACACCAUGUAAUUGAAUGUUCAAGGUUGGACGGUACAGAUCGAAGGUCAAUCAUUCAAGGUGAAACAUUGUUGCCUCAUCCUUUUGCUAUAACUGUUUUUGAAGAUACCAUUUAUUGGACAGAUUGGCGAACUAAGUCAAUCAAUUCUGCUCACAAGUUGACGGGUCGUAAUGUAAACACUAUCCAUGGGCAGCUUCAUUCGCCCAUGGAUUUACUGGUGAUUCAUCCACUUCGCCAAGCCAAGUAUUCCGACAAAUGUACAGCAUCACCAUCACCAUCAUCAUUGCCAUCAAAUUUAUACUCAUCAAGCUCACUAUCUGCCAAGUUGACGCCCUCGCCCUCUUCCCAGGGAAACCCUUGUUCUCACAUUUGCCUGGCUAAUAACGUGUCCUUUACCUGUGCCUGUCCUACUGGUUUCAGUUUAUCUCCUGAUGGAGCAACUUGUAAUAGCAAACCGGAAACCUUUUUACUCUUUACUCGACGAAAUGAUAUCAGAUGGUUGUGCAUUGAUUGUCCAGAUGAAGACAAUAUUGAUGUUGUCCUUAGUUUACAAAACAUAAACUCGGCCGUCUCACUUGACUGGGAUUAUCCGUCUCUAUCAAUAUUUUGGUCUGAUGUCACCAAUGACACCAUCAAUCGAGCCGACUGGCAUGGAACCAAGCAAACUGUUAUUGCAGGUCAACCCAUGGAUUCACCUUCAGGCCUUGCCGUUGACUGGAUUGGUAACAAUGUCUAUUGGUCCGACUCGGGUCGUAAUGUUAUUGAAGUGGCCCUUUUCGAUGGUGGCAUUAGAUCAAUUGUCAUCUGGUCUGGUUUAGAUCGACCUCGAGAUGUUGUCGUUGAUUCAAUCGUGUCGCUCAUGUUUUGGAUCCAUCGGGAAGGAACCAAUUCAAAGAUUGAAAAGGCUGGAAUGGACGGAUUGGAACGAAAAGUAAUCUUGUCACACAAUUUAACCUGGCCUCAUGGGAUGACUCUUGAUUUGUACGAGAGGCGUCUCUAUUGGUCAGACAUUGGUUCCAAGACUAUUGAAUCAUCUGAUUAUGAUGGUAAAUAUCGGUUUACCCUGAUAUCGGGUCAUGUCAAAAAUCCAUUUGGCCUAACAAUCUAUGAUCGUUAUCUUUACUGGACCGACUGGGAAUUGAAGACGAUCCAAAAAACUGAUAAAAUGAGAGGUGAAGAUAGUAAAGUAUUGCUCAAAGGCUUGGAUAAUCUGAUGGAUAUUCAAGUGUUUCACUCACAUCGUCCCAAUCGAUCUUCACCUUGUACAGGUUCACCUUGUCAACAACUUUGCCUUCUUAGUCCAACAGUGCCCGGAUUCAAAUGUGCCUGUUCCACUGGCCUUGCCUUGGGAUCUGAUAAAAAAUCGUGUGCACCUGAUAUGGUCAAGUUUCUAGUGAUAGCAACACGAACCAGUCUUCGUCGAGUUUCCCUUGAUGUUCCCUAUUUUGCUGAUGUACUUGUUCCCACAGUCGGUGUGAACCUUUCCAAUGCCUUGAUUGUGGACAUUUAUCCACCCGAGUCAACAGUCUUUUGGUCAGACACCAAUACAGACAUUAUUUACCGAGCUCGCUAUGAUAUUGGCGGCAACUCGGGUGAAAAGUCACUAGUCGAAGAGAUUGUGUCCAUUGGAUUGGGUGAUGUAAAUGGCCUGGCUGUCGAUUGGAUCGGAGGUAAACUGUAUUGGACCGAUGCUGGCCGUAAACGAAUUGAAGUUGCCAACCUUGAUGGUUCUUCUCGCAAGUCACUCAUUUGGACGGACCUCGACUCACCACGAGCCAUUGUUUUGCACUACUCGUCGGGUUACAUGUUUUGGACUGAUUGGGGUUCAGUUACUCGCAUCUCUCGAGCUGACAUGGAUGGAUCAAGGAGAGCACUUUUACUCGACAGUGGACUUGGUUGGAUCAAUGGUCUAGCUGUAUAUCGAAGUUCAACCUCUUCUUCGGGAACCAAAUUGAUUUGGGUUGACUCGCAGUUGCACACGCUGGAAAUGGCUGACAUUAAUGGUGCCAAUAGAAAAAUUUUACUCUCAAAUCUUCCAUCGCCUUAUGGUGUAACCGUCAUUGGAGAUGAAAUUUAUUGGACUGAUUGGGAAACGAGAUCGAUUCAUCGAGUCAUUGGUGAAGAUCCGCGAACAUCGACAAUCCUUUUAUCAGGUUUAACCAACAUUGCCGACUUGUCAGGAAUUGACUUGAACAGACAGGAAAUUAAAAACACUGUUGAUGUGUGCAAAAUGAACAAUGCAGGCUGCUCUCAUCUUUGCCUGCGCAACUCGUGGGGCUACUCAUGUGUUUGUCCUGCUGGCUAUCAGCUUCUGUCAGACAAGAAGACUUGUUCAUCCAAUUUAACGGCAUUUCUGUUGUUUGCCAGUAAAAAAAGUUUACGGCGAAUCUCUUUGAACACUGAAGGUUUAAACACUUAUGCCGAUGUCUACCUGCCCAUAAAUGAUAUAACAAAUGCAGUUGCCAUUGACUUCGACUAUCAAGAUCAAAUGAUUUUCUUUUCCGACAUUUCUCUUCAUCUCAUUCGACGAACCGAUUUCGAUGGCUCCAAAGUGACCAAUGUCAUCUCGUCUGAUUUGGUGCGUCCUGAUGGAUUAGCUUUCGAUUGGGUUGCCAACAACUUGUACUGGUCAGACACGGGACGUAAUGUGAUUGAAGUUUGUCGUGCCAAUGGUGAGUCGCGUCGAAUAAUUAUCGAUCUGAAUCUGGAUGAACCUCGUGCCCUAGCCUUGUAUCCAACAAAAGGUUUACUCUUUUGGACGGAUUGGGGUAAAACACCCAAGAUUGAACGCUCUUACCUUGAUGGAUCAGCUCGUCUCUCCCUCAUCACAAGUGACUUAGGCUGGCCCAAUGGGAUAACAGUCGACUAUGAUGUUGACCUAAUCUAUUGGGUUGAUGCACAACUUGAUCGAAUCGAAUCAAGUGACUUUGACGGUGCUCAUAGACGAACCAUAAUCAAAGACAUUUCCCAUCCGUUUGGCUUGACCAUUUACGGUCCACACGUUUACUGGACUGAUUGGCAAGUCAAAGCAAUUGAAAGAAGUGACAAAGAAGGUAAACGACAAGCCAAAGAACUGGUUGUCGACAACAUUGAAUAUCUCAUGGAAAUUAAAAUGGUUGCCCCUUCAAGGCAACCAGGAACAAAUCCAUGUGGAAUUGGUAAUGGAGGUUGUACUCAUUUGUGCCUAUUUCGACCUCAGGGUUAUAUCUGUGCCUGUCCUACUGUUCAAGAUUCAAGACCAUGUUCUCAAGUUCCUGGUGAUAUACUCAAUUUAGAGACAAGUUCAACAGUAUCAGCAAACAAUGAGAAUGUUGGUAAAGAUAAUCUGGAUGAAAUUGCCUAUUUUGAUAAGAAAUUUACUCGAAACAAUGUAACUUCGAAAGAAUGUCUUGAAACUGGAACUUCAUCAACAUCAUCAACAGUAACAACCCCAACUGGAUGCCCUUCCGUUGGUAUUUCCCUAGACGAUCCUUUUUUACAAAUGGCUUACAUUGCCACAGCAGCGGCCUUACUCUUGUUGACCUUACUUUUAGCCUCAAUUGGUCUCAUAAUUUAUAAAAGAAAAUCAUCUUCAUUGGGUUCUUCUGAAGAUGCUCGCUCUUCAACAUCUGAAAUUACAGACAAAGUUUAUCCUCCCAUUUGUGAUGAACCACUCCCACAUCCGACCAUUUACCAACAUCCCAUUAAAUUAGACACCAGAUCUUUACCUCGUUCACCUCAAUCAACGCCUCCCUCACCUCGAACCUCUUACAACCAACAACACCGAGGACAAGUUAAACACCAACAGCAAGUUGAACAUCAUUCCCAGCAACAGCAUUACAGUCAAGAGUCUCACCUUCAAUAUGCCAAGAGCAACCCCAACACUCGGUCCAGCAAUAGUCUUGUACGUGGCUCAACCCAUCCCGAGUCGAGGGACAAUGCACCCAAGCAAGGUUGCUUCCUAUUGAAUCAAGAGAUUUACAGUGAAGAUGAGAAAAUGGGUUUCAAUAGUAGCUUUGAAAGUUAUCCAAGUUACAAGAACUGGGAUGAACCUGGAAUCCUCCUUUCAAUACCUGAUUUAACUGCAGCCUCAGAAACUCCUCAACGAAACAUUAUGGGAACGAAUUUGUUACCAAACAGAACUGGAAACUCACAUUUUAACAAUGUUAAUAACAAUAUCAAUGCCAACAACUACAACAACAGCACCAACAGCAACAAUGAAAGGAACAACAAUAUCAACUUUAGUUCCAUGAAGCGAUCCUUUUCAUCGAUUCACCCUUCCAACUUGCACAUUCCCCUUUGCCCACCUCACUCGGGUCCACUACCUUCAUCAUCAUCAUCAACCUCAUUGGCACGACAACAGCCUCCUUUUACACUCAACAUUGGUCCAACUCCAUAUCACAUUUUCCAGCCCAUGGGCCAGUCAAAUGAACCUUAUUCACUAUCCAAUCGAGGCAACAAUGAAAUUAACGUUUCUUUUGAUGAUGAAGAGAAUGAUGAAGACGAUUAUCAUCAGUCUGGUGGAAGAAGCAUGUAUCAACAUCAACCUCAACAUCAUCAUUACCCUCACCAAGCACACUUGCAACAACACCAUCAACAACAACAGUAUCAUCAACAGCAACAUCAUCAUUCUCAUCACCGUCAACAGUCUAGAAAAAAGUUUAAAUUUAAUUCACUGCAUGCCUCACCAGUCACCAAACGCUCACUUUCACCUCAUCCACUUUAUCGUCAUCCAUCAUUCCAUUCCAUUGAAACUGAUAUAUAAACAUGAAGAAGGGCAAGAAAGGGAAACUUUUCUCUAAGUGAUUCUGAAAGGAUAGAGUGAAAAGUGAGACAAAACUGGUGAGAAAUUGUAAGCCUAAGCAAUACUUGUUAACUUAAUGAUAUUGAAGAACAGAAAACAGAAAAAAAGUUCAAAAACAUGUUCUAUCAAUUUCAUCGUUUCUUUCGUCCUCAAGUAUCUCUGCCAUCUUUAAAUAUGCUCAAUCAUCUUCAUAUUCAUUAUUCAUCCAACUUUUUCUGUGUUUUUGACUCUUUCGGCCAUAAAUGCAUAAAAACAAGACAAUAAAAUAAACUUGUGCUAAUUGGAGAAAAAUUUUAUCGACAAAUUUUUAAAAUCUGUUCUGUAACUUAAAAUGCUAUUUAAAAGUUGAACUGUUUGAUAUUAAUAAAUAAUAAAAAAUG
Tetranychus urticae (two-spotted spider mite) is the source of this 7928-nucleotide messenger RNA. Its product is annotated as low-density lipoprotein receptor-related protein 4-like. NCBI's taxonomy places the organism in Eukaryota, Metazoa, Arthropoda, Arachnida, Trombidiformes, Tetranychidae. The record is from RefSeq and is a predicted model, not a curated record. Gene Ontology annotation, molecular function: protein binding; calcium ion binding.